Musca vetustissima is the source of this 663-nucleotide messenger RNA. RefSeq names its product discoidin domain-containing receptor 2-like. The record is from RefSeq and is a predicted model, not a curated record. The annotation marks the transcript as partial. NCBI's taxonomy places the organism in Eukaryota, Metazoa, Arthropoda, Insecta, Diptera, Muscidae. The transcript is spliced from 4 exons.
AGGGUAUUCUCUCGUACAGCAUUCCCAAGGGUAUACCUCGUGGCAUUGAAAUCGAUUUAUCCGAUAAAUCAUACGAUGGCCACGAAGAAGAUGAACGUUAUGUCGAUGGCCUGGGUCAAUUGGUUGAUGGUCAAAAGGGCAAAGAUAAUUUUCGUUUGGAUCAAGGAUUUGGCAAAGGUUAUGAAUGGGUUGGCUGGCGCAAUGAUACCCCAAAUCUCCAGGGCCGUCCCGUGGAGAUCACAUUUGAAUUUGAUGGGGUGCGAAAUUUCAGUGCUGUCAUCAUACACACAAACAACAUGUAUAUUAAAGAUGUUCAAGUAUUUGUUCAUGCCAAGGUCUUCUUUAGCAUUGGUGGACGCCAGUAUAUCGGUGAGCCGGUGCAAUUCUCGUACAUGCCUGACGUUGUAUUGGAUCACGCCCGAGACGUGACAAUCAAAUUACAUCAUCGUUUGGGCAAAUAUCUGCAAUUGCAUUUAUACUUUGCAGCACGUUGGCUCAUGUUAAGUGAGAUUACAUUCAUAUCAGCUCCUGUUACGGGGAACUUUACAGAUGAAGAAUUUAUGGGCGCCAGCGGUUCACAGGAUAAUUCAGAAUAUCCAUUUCAAAGAGAUGAAGUGGCCAGGAUUCCGUACAACAAAGAUAGGAGUGGUUACGAGAAUUCGG